AUGCCUCGUCAGACUUAUGCUACCGGUCGGGCUGCACCGGCUUCCCUCUCGGCGGCGGCGUUUUUGAUGUUUGUGGCCACAUUGUUUUAUUGGCUGGUAGCGUUCUCAGUUCCAUUCAUCAAACACAUUCAUUUCGUCCACACCAGGGAAAACGACGUCAAGUACGGGACAUUCGGAUGGUGUGCACUGGCCAAUCGAGUGUGUUAUCGUCACGUUGGAUACGCAUGGCAUCCCGAGAUCAUCGACAAUACACAUCUGACCGGAUCGCUUAUCCUCAUUGCUCUUACCGCGGCGUUUGGAACAUUUGCGUUCUUCUCGUUGCUUCACAGUCUUACCGAUCUUAGGAGUGGAGUGUGCAGUUUUUUCCUCACUCUUUUCACAUCAUUCCUCGCAUUCCUGUCCUUCCUACUCGCUCUCAUCUGCUUCGGCGUCGCUCAUCACCGAUUCAACCGAGCUUCUCUCGAUGCCCACUACGGAGCUGCUCUGCCUCUCCUGAUUCUGGGCUGGCUCAUGUACAUGGCUUGUAUCCCGUUGGUCUUCAUCGGUUGGCUCCGUGAACAUCACUACCGCCGUCGAAACCUCGAGGCUUCGACUGUCCCUGCGACCCCUACGACUCGAAGGCGUUGGUUCUGA
Tremella mesenterica DSM 1558 is the source of this 633-nucleotide messenger RNA. RefSeq lists its product as uncharacterized. Bases 1 to 633 code for a protein of 210 amino acids. NCBI's taxonomy places the organism in Eukaryota, Fungi, Basidiomycota, Tremellomycetes, Tremellales, Tremellaceae. Gene Ontology annotation, cellular component: growing cell tip; plasma membrane; cell division site. The record is from RefSeq and is a predicted model, not a curated record. The transcript is spliced from 5 exons.